This is a messenger RNA of Cryptomeria japonica (Japanese cedar), 1864 nucleotides long. RefSeq names its product abscisic acid 8'-hydroxylase CYP707A2. Bases 129 to 1631 code for a protein of 500 amino acids. The record is from RefSeq and is a predicted model, not a curated record. The transcript has 8 exons. Gene Ontology annotation, molecular function: heme binding; oxidoreductase activity, acting on paired donors, with incorporation or reduction of molecular oxygen; iron ion binding. Gene Ontology annotation, biological process: sterol metabolic process. NCBI's taxonomy places the organism in Eukaryota, Viridiplantae, Streptophyta, Pinopsida, Cupressales, Cupressaceae.
CUCACCAUCAUCAUCAUUUCUCUUCUCUUCUCUCUCUCUCUCUCUUUCUCUAUUUCUGUUAUAUAAAUCCUCCAACCUGCCUAGCCUUACCCUCCAAUGUCAUAUGAAUUAGUAGUAAAGAGAGAAAUAUGAUGGAGUUUUCUUUAUCAAUUCUGAUCUGGUGUGUGGUGGUCUGUGUGUUACUUCGUUUAUGGCGGCGUUAUAAGGAGUUCGUGAGAUGGAAAGUGCUGCAAUUGCCUCCAGGCACCAUGGGAUGGCCUUAUGUAGGAGAGACUUUUAAGCUUUACUCUCAGAAUCCAAACGUUUUCUUCGCUGAUAAACAAAAAAGGUAUGGCGAUAUUUUUAAGACGCAUAUUCUGGGAUGCCCUUGCGUAAUGAUCGCGAGGCCAGAGUCGGCUAAAUUCGUGCUGGCCAGCCAAGCCCAUCUGUUUAAGCCCACUUUUCCAGCGAGUAAGGAGAGAAUGUUGGGGCCUCAGGCGCUCUUUUUCCACCAGGGCGACUACCAUGCACAGCUUAGAAAGCUUGUCAAACUCUCUUUCCUUCCGGAGGCCAAUCGCCAGAUUGUUCCCGACAUUGAAGCUCGUGCUCUGCUUGCCCUGCAUUCGUGGGAGGACCGUACUCUCAACACGUUCCACGAAAUGAAACGGGUUUGUACUUUCUAUAACAUUGGCUUAUUUACUCUGAUGUUUCUGCUUUCUCCUCCUUCACUCUUUUGCCUUUUGCUGCUGCAGUUUUCUUUUGAUGUGGCAUUCGUUUCCAUAUUUGGUCGCCACGAUGUGUUGGAAAAAGAGGAGAUUAAGCAGUAUUACAACACGCUUGAGAAGGGAUACAACUCCAUGCCCCUCAACCUUCCCGGAACUCUAUUUCACAAAGCCAUGAAGGCGAGGAAACAACUGAGCAAAAUUUUGAGCAAAAUCAUUUGUGAGAGAAAGUCGUCCUCCUGCUCUCACGAGGGUUUGCUGGAGACCAUGAUGAGAAGCUCCGAGCAGCCUCUUUCGGAUAGCAAGAUUGCAGACAAUAUAAUAGGCGUUAUAUUUGCUGCACACGAUACAACUGCCAGCGUAUUGACAUGGGUUAUCAAGUACCUCACGGACAACGCUCCACUCCUCGAAGCCGUCACGGCUGAACAGGAGGCUAUCCUAGGAGAAAAAGGUGGAGAAAAGCGGGGAAAACAAGGGUAUCUAACAUGGGCUGACACCAAGCAAAUGCCUUUAACUUCGAGGGUGAUUCAGGAGACGCUAAGAAUGGCCUCAAUUUUGUCUUUCACCUUUAGAGAAGCAGUUGAAGAUGUGGAGUACAAAGGUUAUCUCAUUCCCAAAGGAUGGAAAGUUAUGCCGCUGUUUCGCAACAUUCACCACAGUCCAGAAUUUUUCCCGGACCCCCAAAUGUUCGACCCCUCGCGGUUUGAGGUGCCUCACAAGCCCAACACGUUUCUCCCCUUUGGAAAUGGAGCUCACUCGUGUCCAGGCAGAGAGCUAGCAAAGCUGGAGAUUCUUAUCCUCCUUCACCAUCUUACCACAAAAUAUCGGUGGGAUGUUGUGGGGCCUGAUAAUGGAAUUCAAUAUGGGCCCUUCCCUGUUCCAAUGCAAGGCCUUCCUCUGAAGCUCAGCCGCAAGAAUUGUAGACAAUGAAAAAGGCCUAGAAUGGAAUGCAUGUCUUCGCUAAAGCCAAACAGUUUCAGAGAGGUGUUAUUGUAGGUGGUUGGUAUUUUGGUUUUUUUUAGUUUUUUAUGUUGUUGAUGAUAGAUUAUGGUGCGUGAAUCGAAAUGUUGUUGAUGAUAGAUUAUGGUGUGUGAAUCGAAAUGUUGUUGAUGAUAGAUUAGAGAAUGUAUAUAAAAAUUUGUACAGAUUGAUUUCAAAAGUAA